Molecule: messenger RNA, 1407 nt
Organism: Babesia sp. Xinjiang
Lineage: Eukaryota; Apicomplexa; Aconoidasida; Piroplasmida; Babesiidae
Gene: lsm14
Product: Protein LSM14 -like protein
Exons: 5
Coding region: 1-1407 (468 amino acids)
Source: RefSeq, a predicted model, not a curated record
AUGUGUAAACUCGACGCGCGCAAUACAGCUGCGCCAAUCUCAACCGAAACGAUGUCUAUCCAGCCCUUCAUCGGUACUCGUAUCUCUAUAAUAACACAUCGCGAGUUACGUUACGAAGGACUCCUCUAUGACCUAAACUCCGAUGAAGGGAUAGUAGUGCUGCAACAUGUGUACUGCAUGGGCACAGAAAACCGAUGGGCGGAUCAACCCGUACCACCUUCCCGCAGAGUACAAGAUUUCGUUAUAUUCAAAGGAGACGAAAUCAAGGACUUGAGUGUAUGCGAACCUGGAAAGGACGAUGAUCUCCACCAUGGAGCAUUCGACAACCCUGAUAUACUAGGCGCAUACCAUGACCGUACAUUCGAAUUGCCGGGUGGGCUAUCCCAUUCCCGGGUCCACGGGAUCGAACGCACGCAUGCCAAACACCCUGAUAUGAUGCCAAUAGGCAAACACAUCAUAGACGGUUCUAGCUCGGGGAUACAGAUGGCAGACUCUGAGAUGCUAGAACUGGACCCUUUGCGUAUAGUGGCACCUCAUAUCAAAGAGCGACUCCAAGAAGGAUACGACAAAUUCGACGUAGCAAUGCCUCCCCAUUCACUGUCAAAACCCUUUUACUCAAACGGCAUACACCCGGACGGCACGGAUGCGCUGGGGGAACAUAUGACAAAUGGAGCAGUCGCUAGAAUGCCAAAAUGCGAUAUAUCCACUAUGUACAGUGAUAUGUCGCCUCAUAUGGAAUCAGAUUCUGAUACUGGCAAGCAUGAUUUAGUGGAGUUCGACUUUGGACCGGACCCGUUUGCUGAAUCGACGGCGCCUAAGCUCGAAGAAAACAAAAAAACUUUAUCGCUAUUCCAAAAAACAACGCUGUGUGAACAAAAGGAUCUCAAACUUCCGCAACCUAAACAGAAGGCUGCAAACAAGCCUCGUGGUGACAAAACAACGAAAGCACCAUCUGUAAAGAGCUCCUACAUCGCUCAAAGUGGCAAAUCUCACACUAGCGAAUCGCAAAACAAAACACAACGGCAAAAAACGUAUGAUCUACAGUCAAAUAUUACAACCACAGCAAAUGUGGUAAAAGAAAGUAGGCCUUUCUAUGACAAGCGCAGCUCAUUCUUCGACAAUCUCUCAAGCGAUACUCAGGGCAGCAGACGGAAUAUGCGGGAAGAACGACAGCGGGAGCGUGCAAUCAAUGUGGAUACUUUUGGUGAGGACACCGUACGACGGCCACGCCACAACCGUGGACGUGGCAACGGCGACCGUAGGAGGCCAGGGCAGUGGAACCAUGGGGGAAAGAAGUCUGACGUUGCAUCAGAUGCAGCUGUGAGAGGGACUAAACAUAAGGGGUCCGAAAAGACUGCCAUGACUGUUGCAGACCUUGAAAGUGGGCCAGCAACGCUAACUAAAUGA